AUGACUAAACCAGAAAUCAUCAAAAACAUCCCCUCAAAAUCCCAGUGCAAGAAAAAGUACAAGGGAGUCCGAAUGAGGAGCUGGGGCUCAUGGGUGUCCGAAAUCCGGGCCCCAAACCAGAAAACCCGAAUCUGGCUCGGCUCCUACUCCACGCCGGAGGCCGCCGCCCGAGCCUACGACGCCGCCGUCCUCUGCCUCAGGGGCCCCUCCGCGAAUCUCAAUUUCCCGCCUCCCGAAUUUCCGCCCCCAAACUCCGGCAGUUCGGACAUGUCACCGAAAUCCAUCCAGAGGGCGGCGGCGGCGGCCGCCACCGCAUCGAGCGCCGAUUUUCUCGGCGGGCCGCCGUCCCCGAAACCUUCUCUGAAUGUUCGGGUCGGUGAGGAGGAGGGUGAGGACUACAGGGUACAAGCGGUUAAGGCGGUGGCGUCGUGGUACAACUUUGACUCCCCGAGGUACAACGAGAUGGUGAAUGGGGUUUUUUGGGAUGCUAAUCUGACGGUGGAGGAUAGUUUUGAAGAUGGGGAUGUUCGGCUGUGGAGCUUCUGCUGA
Messenger RNA from Striga asiatica, 549 nucleotides. The record is from the annotation of a GenBank genome assembly. Lineage: Eukaryota; Viridiplantae; Streptophyta; Magnoliopsida; Lamiales; Orobanchaceae.